Molecule: messenger RNA, 297 nt
Organism: Dama dama (fallow deer)
Lineage: Eukaryota; Metazoa; Chordata; Mammalia; Artiodactyla; Cervidae
Product: beta-defensin 109-like
Exons: 2
Coding region: 1-297 (98 amino acids)
Biological process (GO): defense response to bacterium; cell chemotaxis
Molecular function (GO): chemoattractant activity; CCR6 chemokine receptor binding
Source: RefSeq, a predicted model, not a curated record
AUGCUGACGCUCCUCCCCUCCAGCUGCUGUUCACCCAUUAGGCUCCACCUGCUGCUCUCUGCGCUCUUCUUCUUGAUCCUCUUAUCCCCAGUAAGAAGUGGUAUGAGUUCUGCGCGAAACAACUGUCUCAAUCUGCAAGGCAAUUGCAAAAGAGACACCUGCAGACUAACAGAGGAUAUAAUUGGCUACUGCCAAAGAAGGUGGAAAUGCUGUCGCUCCUGGUGGAUUCUUUUGCCAGUUCCAACGCCCGCUAUCUAUUCAGAUUAUGUAGAACCUAUUAAGCCUAAGAUAAAAUGA